UGAAUUGGAUUCGGAAUUAGUUGGCACAGAGCUGGCGUGGUGUGCGGACAGACGGACGGUUUUAUUUCGUACUCAAUAAUUCAUCAAUUGGACAAAUGAAAUGAGUGCCCUCAUAUUUUUGUGCGCUAUUUUAAUUGGAUUUGUGAUCUAUUCACUUAUCAAAUCGGUGCAGCGUCCCAAGAAUUUCCCUCCAGGUCCCCGAUUCUUGCCUUGGCUGGGCAACACGCUGCAGUUCCGUAAGGAGGCACGGGCUGUGGGCGGCCAGCACAUCCUCUUUGGCCAGUGGGCGCAGCGAUACCAGAGCCAGUUGCUGGGACUGAAGCUAGGUCAGGAGUACGUGGUGGUGGCCCUUGGGCACGAGAUGGUGCGCGAGGUGCAGUUGCAGGAGGUCUUUGAGGGGAGGCCGGACAACUUCUUUCUGCGGCUGCGGACGAUGGGAACGAGGAAGGGUAUAACCUUCACGGACGGGAAACUCUGGUACGAGCACCGCAACUUUGCCAUGAAGCAGAUGCGCCACGUCGGCUACGGACGUAGUCAGAUGGAGAGCCACAUUGAGCGGGAGGCGGAGGAGCUUCUGUUGCAGCUGGGCCGGACUGAGGAGGCACCCAUAGAGCCGGUGACAUGGUUGGCCCACGGUGUGCUCAAUGUGCUGUGGUGCCUCAUAGCCGGAAAGAGGAUCGCCAGCGAGGGGAACAGCAUGCUGCAGAGGUUGCUGGACCUGAUGAAUCGUCGCUCCAAGCUGUUCGAUGUCUGUGGGGGGCUACUCGCGCAGUUCCCCUGGCUGCGGCAUGUGGCCCCCGAUCGCACCGGCUACAAUCUCAUCCGACAGCUCAACACAGAGCUCUACGGCUUCUUCAUGGAUACCAUAGCGGAUCACAGACGGCAGCUGGAGAAGGCGUCGGACAAUGAGCCGGUGGAGAGUGACCUGAUCUAUGCCUAUCUGCAGGAGAUGCGGGACCAGAGUUCGGAUAGUGAGAGCAGUAGCUUCAACGAAACCCAGCUGGUGAUGACCAUUUUGGACUUUUUCAUUGCCGGCUCCCAAACCACCAGCAACACCAUCAACCUGGCUCUCAUGGUGCUGGCCAUGAGAUCGGAUGUCCAGGAGAAGCUGUUCGCCGAGGUCUCGGCCAACGUCAACUCCGCCAAAUCAGACGCCUUUCCCCAUCUCAGUCGGCGGGAAUCCUUUGACUACAUGGACGCUUUCAUUAUGGAAGUGCAGCGUUUCUUCCACAUCACACCCAUCACGGGACCCCGUCGUGCCCUCUGGCCCACACAGCUGGGAGGCUACGACAUUCCCAAGAAUGCCACCAUUCUGAUUAACUUGCGUUCGGUGCAUCUUGACGAGAAGCACUGGGUGGAUCCGUUGCAGUUUCGGCCAGAGCGCUUCAUCGAUGUGGGUGGCAAGUGCUUCAAGGAUGAGUUUUUCAUGCCCUUCGGAAUAGGCAGACGCCGCUGUCUGGGCGAUGCCUUAGCUCGUGCAUGCAUCUUCUCCUUUCUGGUUAGGAUAGUACAGCACUUUUGCAUUGUUCUGCCGCCAGGAGAGACACCAUCGAUGGUACUGCUGCCCGGAAUCACGCUCACGCCAAAGCCCUACAAAGUAAAGUUCGUAAAGCGUUCCUAAGAAUGGUUAGAUCUUGGUAAUCAGGUAGGGUGUUGGGUAUACAUUUCCACAUUAUACAUAUGUAUGUAAAAUAAUCUUAAGGUUAUUCAGAAAAAUAACCAGAGAUAGUAUGCCGAUCAGGUGUGGUUCUGGUCUGGUCUGGUUUUUUUAUUUUUUUUAUUAAAGUGUCCUCUACAUUAAACUAAAAUCUUCAUAAUUUAAACAAUUUGUGUAACAAAAUUGAAAUUAAAUAAAAACCAUAUUAUCAUCGUUA
Messenger RNA from Drosophila pseudoobscura, 1874 nucleotides. RefSeq names its product Cytochrome P450 305a1 (gene Cyp305a1). The transcript has 2 exons. Gene Ontology annotation, molecular function: iron ion binding; heme binding; oxidoreductase activity, acting on paired donors, with incorporation or reduction of molecular oxygen, reduced flavin or flavoprotein as one donor, and incorporation of one atom of oxygen. Gene Ontology annotation, cellular component: intracellular membrane-bounded organelle; cytoplasm. The record is from RefSeq and is a predicted model, not a curated record. Gene Ontology annotation, biological process: xenobiotic metabolic process. Lineage: Eukaryota; Metazoa; Arthropoda; Insecta; Diptera; Drosophilidae. Bases 101 to 1621 code for a protein of 506 amino acids.